AUGGCCUUCAAUCCUACCGCCGACCAGAUCGAGUGGCAUAUGCAUCAAUUGAGACAAUGGAUGGUGCCCACGUCGGUGCCCGCGCCCUCCAAGCCACCAGCGACCGCACAGCCGCAAACAUUUCCUCAGGAGUUCUACCUGCAGAACGUACCUUCGCAUGACAUGUACGACUAUGACUCUUUCAGCACUCCAGGCUCUGCGCCGCCGACCACCCUGGCUCGUGCUCAGACUUUCACCAGCUUCUCUGACUACGACUUCACUCCCAUGGACUACUUCACCCCGGCUCAAGGCCCGACGACGCCAACGAGUUGGGCUGGAGAGGAGCGGGGCAACUUCGAUGAUGGCCGCUCCACCUACUCAGAGGCACCCUCGAGCUAUCUGUCCUGCGAUCUGUCAGAGCAGAACCGGCUUGAGUCCAUCAUCUCGUCGAGCCAUACUACUCCUCCGAUCGUUCCUCAAUCUUUGGCUAGCUCGGCUCCAGACAAUGCCUCCGAAGUCGACUCACUCAUGAAGACGUUGCUACCUCCCCAGAUGCUUGUGCCAGCUAGCAGUGCCAGUGGCAAGCCUAAGAAACAUCUGUGCCCAUAUCCCGAUUGUUUCAAGUCGUUUUCUCAGCCAACACACCUCAAGAUUCACCUUCGUUCCCAUACGGGAGAGAAGCCGUACACAUGCUCUGUUCCGACGUGCAGACAAACGUUUUCGCAACUGGGCAACCUUCGAACUCACGAGCGACGACAUGUUGGCCAACGACCGAACCGAAAAAGAUCCUCAUCCGAUCCAGGGACCCGAACUCGGAAGUACGAAUGUAAACUCGACGGCUGCAAAGGCUUGGACGGCAGCCACGGAGGCAAAGUCUUCACACAACUGGGAAACCUCAAAGCCCACAUGAACAAGUUCCACAAAGAGACUUUGGCAAAGCUCUCUGAACAGUUUGCGCAUAACGAGAUGGACCCAGAACACGCUGAGCUCCGUUCCUAUUUUCAGGAUCUCUACAAGCAUAGCAACAAGGGUAUCAAAGGAAGGGGCAAAGGUCGGAAAGUCGAGGUGAUUGUGAAGCCUGAAAAGCCUUGA
This is a messenger RNA of Fonsecaea nubica, 1071 nucleotides long. RefSeq lists its product as hypothetical. Gene Ontology annotation, cellular component: PcG protein complex; transcription regulator complex. Gene Ontology annotation, molecular function: DNA-binding transcription factor activity, RNA polymerase II-specific; RNA polymerase II cis-regulatory region sequence-specific DNA binding. Gene Ontology annotation, biological process: regulation of transcription by RNA polymerase II. The record is from RefSeq and is a predicted model, not a curated record. The transcript has a single exon. Bases 1 to 1071 code for a protein of 356 amino acids. NCBI's taxonomy places the organism in Eukaryota, Fungi, Ascomycota, Eurotiomycetes, Chaetothyriales, Herpotrichiellaceae.